CCGUCACAGGCCAGGCCAGGCCGCGAGUCGCAGAGCGAGGCUAGGGUGAUGAUAGAUGAGCGUCCCCGUCGCGGCGUCGCCCUCGCCCUCGCCCCGUGGGUGCCCCGGGCAAGCUUCCGUAGCCGCAUGAUGCAUCGUCCACAGCAAGGUGUGGGCCACGGUGUCGCGGUUGGUUCCUGCAUGACGCAAAAAGGGAUGCGGAUAGAGACAUCGAUGUCAGUGUGGAGUGGGCACUCUGACUUUAGUUCUCCCGGCAGCACUCCCGCGCUUGUGAAUUCCUUUUCUACGCACGCGCUUCUGCUUUCCGGUAGCAGCACCGCGCAGCGCAGCGUCACCCUUCACCACCAUCCAACUCUGCUCUCUGCCCUCGCAACCAACCUCUCUCCUCCACAAUCCUUGCACACUGCAGACCUACCCCGGAUCAGCGUCUGCAUUGCAUUCCUCCGCUCCGUACAUCCCGUGCGCACUGCGUCACCACUCACCACACCACACGCAAAGAGAAUUUGGCUCGCCCGCUUCAGCCAAGCCAAGCCCCAAGCGACAACCGACGCCGCCCUUUCUUCCCGUCCACAUGAACCUCAGCGACUUGCUUCACUCGCAGCAAACGCAGCAAUCGCCGUCCGCCUCCGCCUCCGCCGACGACACCACCCGCCACGCACCUUCCACGUCGCCCAACGCGACCGCAUCGACGACGACUUCCGGACCCAUGGCCGGCUCCGCUGCGACAAUGCCGGCAGUGGGCGUCGCAAUGCAGAACCAGGACGAACACCGACCAGAUUUGCCGCGUCCGUACAAGUGCCCGUUGUGCGAUAAGGCCUUUCAUCGUCUCGAGCAUCAGACAAGACAUAUCAGAACGCAUACCGGCGAGAAGCCGCACGCCUGCCAGUUCCCCGGUUGCACAAAACGAUUCAGCAGAUCCGACGAAUUGACUCGUCAUUCGCGCAUACACAAUAACCCCAACUCACGUCGCGGCAACAAGCAACAACAUGUCGCUGCCGCCGCGGCAGCUGCUGCCACUCCGAUCCACCAGCCGCCUCCACCGAUGAAUCCCAUCAUGGCACCUCCAGUUCAGAAGACGACACAUUCAGCCCCCAACUCUCAGUUGAGCUCUCCUAACGUGUCGCCUCCGCACUCUCAUGCGUCUACAUACACCAGCACUCCAGGCUCUUAUCUUACUCGCAACAGCAGUGGCGAUAUUAGUCCAGCGCAAGGUGGCAGUCUCCAUCGACCGAUGGAUAUCAACCUGCUGGCCACGGCGGCAUCGCAAGUCGAGCGUGAAAACAACACUCAGCUACCCAAUCCACACUUGAAUCUACCGACGAGGCAUACCCCGUACCAUCAUCCGUACAACACUGGUCGCAUGCCCUCGCUUUCUUCAUACCACUACUCGUCAAAUCCGACGUCGCAGCCUAUGUCGAGAUCACACUCGCAUGACGAAGAUGACCACAGGCCAUACAAGAAGUCGAGACCAGGCUCUCCACAAUCCACCGCCCCGCCAUCGCCAUCUUUCUCGCACCCAGACACUUCUCCAACUCCCGACCAUACCCCACUUGCAACACCCUCGCAUUCUCCGCGACUUCGCCCGCAGUUUUUCCACGCGAAUGGCGUUCAGCUUCCGACAUUGCACCACCUAUCUAUGGCUCACCAACCACCUCCGGCACUAGCACCGGUUGAGCCGUCGGCUGAUGGUCAGCAGCCAUAUGUUCCAGCUCAGCACAGCGGACUGAGAAUCAGCGAGAUCAUGGAAGCUGGUGACGGCGCUCAGCGAAAGCUCCCUGUGCCGAUGGUCGCAAUCAAGGAGAGCACGUAUCAAGUCAAAGAGAUCAAAGACAUUUCCAACCCGGGCAGUGGCAUUUGCAGCGGCCAAAGCAGUGCACGGCAAAGCGAGGCAGGCAACGAUCUUUCAGAACGAAUUUAGGCCUUUGCAGUCGUUCUAACUCGAGUACACUGGAACGACAAUGAAUGCAGAAUGACAGAACCAGUCAAUUGAUAGAGUAAUGGACCUGGCCUUUCGGGCACAGUCACGGAUAGAUUAUGGACACAUGACCGAAUACUUUUUAUUGAUUUUAUGGCGAGGAGUUCUAGCGAGAUAGAUCGGAAACGGCGAACUGUGGCGAAGAGAAGAGAAUUCGCGGUCGCGAGACCUGCUGGGAUGGGUUGGCGAAAUGGCAGUGGCUAUAGCAAUUGGGUCUGAUACUGAUAUGCUGCCAUGAUUACCAGCGGUCGAACCAGACUGGAAAGUGAAGGGGGGGUUUUUUUAGCUCUUGAGAGCUGAUGCAAUGCGCCAUUCAGUCGCUCGUCGUAGCGCCAGCACCUGUUUAUUAUUACUACACUACUGGCAAUAGAAUGCUAUCUCGUCUC
Molecule: messenger RNA, 2361 nt
Organism: Pseudocercospora fijiensis CIRAD86
Lineage: Eukaryota; Fungi; Ascomycota; Dothideomycetes; Mycosphaerellales; Mycosphaerellaceae
Exons: 2
Coding region: 572-1918 (448 amino acids)
Cellular component (GO): nucleus; cytoplasm
Molecular function (GO): RNA polymerase II cis-regulatory region sequence-specific DNA binding
Source: RefSeq, a predicted model, not a curated record